Carassius gibelio (silver crucian carp) is the source of this 1226-nucleotide messenger RNA. RefSeq names its product aspartylglucosaminidase (gene aga). The coding region runs from base 88 to 1101 and encodes 337 amino acids. Gene Ontology annotation, biological process: protein deglycosylation. Gene Ontology annotation, cellular component: lysosome. The transcript has 9 exons. Lineage: Eukaryota; Metazoa; Chordata; Actinopteri; Cypriniformes; Cyprinidae. Gene Ontology annotation, molecular function: N4-(beta-N-acetylglucosaminyl)-L-asparaginase activity. The record is from RefSeq and is a predicted model, not a curated record.
CGGAUAUGCAUGACACGCACGUGACCAGGCUGUUCCGAUAAUAUACUCUUAGAAGGAAAUGUAGGCUAUAUCCAUUGAGUAUUGAAUAUGAUUCAAAGAGUAUUUGUUAUCAUUUGUUUGCUUCCUCUGAAUCAAGCUGCACUGCCCUUGGUGAUCAACACUUGGCAAUUUAAGGAUGCAGCUAACGCAGCCUGGAGCACGCUGCAGAAGGGCGGCUCGGUUCUGGACGCGGUGGAGCGGGGCUGCGCACGGUGUGAGCUCGAGCAGUGUGAUGGCAGCGUGGGGUUCGGCGGGAGCCCGGAUGAGCGCGGAGAGACCACCCUGGACGCGAUGAUCAUGAAUGGAGACACAAUGGAAGUAGGGGCAGUGGCAGACCUACGCAGGGUCAAAAACGCUGUGGGUGUUGCCCGAGCUGUGAUGGAACACACAGAGCACACCUUUAUAGUGGGCGAAUCAGCCACGAUCUUUGCUGAAAAUAUGGGCUUCAUGUCUGAGGACUUGUCAACUAACAAAUCAAUAGCUAUUUUCUCCCAGUGGUUGCAGAAGAAUUGCCAGCCCAACUAUAGAAAGAAUGUUUUUCCAGACCCUUCCAAAUCAUGUGGGCCAUUCAAACCCAAAGCCAAGCCGUGGAAGCUGAAGCAUCCAAAGGGAAAUUUUGACCCCAGUUCUCAUGACACAAUUGGAAUGAUUGCGAUUGGUAAGAACGGACAGGUGGCUGCUGCAACAUCCACUAAUGGAGCAACACAUAAGAUACCAGGCCGUGUAGGUGACUCGCCAGUGGCUGGAGCAGGGGCUUAUGCCGAUAGCACAGCGGGGGGAGCGGCCGCCACAGGGGAUGGAGACAUCAUGAUGCGUUUCCUUCCUAGUUUUCUUGCUGUUGAUUUAAUGAGAAAUGGAGACCAACCCACUGUUGCCUGUAAGACGGCCAUCUCCAGAAUCAAGAAGUACUACCCCAAUUUCUUUGGAGCAAUGAUUUGUGCCAAUACUACUGGUGGAUAUGGUGCUGCUUGUAACAAACGUCCUGGGUUUAGCCAGUUCCCCUUUAUGGUGGUUAACCCACAGACAAACCAGUCUCAGUUGCAGGUGGUGGACUGCUUUUGAAUUACAAGCAUUUUGUUUUUACAUAUUUUUUAAAGUUUGUUAAUGCAUUAUUGAUUUGUAUAUGCCUUGUGAUCAAUGUUCACUUUGCACUACUUUAAAAUAAACUUGUAAUAUAUUUUAAAAAA